AUGAAGCUCAAGACCAGGCUGUGGGCCAACCUGAUGUCUGACGUCGACUCGUUCGACCACCAGUUCUUCAAAACGACAAAGCGUGAAGCGGCCGCCCUUGAUCCACAUCAGCGUCUCCUACUCCAAGCAACAUACCACGUCCUGGAGUCUGCUGGUUGGCUCAGCGGCAACACCCCGGAGGUGAACAACGAUUGCAAGGAAGGCCCAGGCCAUAGCACAGCCUGUUUUAUAGGAAUGAACGCACCCGACUGGCCGCUCAACUUGGCCAGUAACCCGGUGUCCCCCUUUACCGGCGGGGGGAUGCUGCGGUCCUUUGUUGCGGGACGGCUGAGCUAUCACUUCCGCGGGACAGGCCCAUCGCACACCAUAGACACGGCCUACUCUUCCCCAAUGGUUGCCGUGCAUCAGGCCUGCAGCUCACUGCAACUAGAGGAGUGCACUCGUGCUGUCGCUGGCGGCACCAACCUCAUCACCAACCUAGCCCUCUGCCGACGGCUAUUUCGUGGUGAGGCCGUUGGUGUGGUUGUGCUCCAGCCUCUCCCCACCGCUCUAGCUGAUAAAGAUGACAUCCACGGUGUGAUCCUCGCGACGGGCAACAACCAGAACAUGAAAGGAACCACCAUCACCAAUCCCGUCUUGGAGAGUCAGGCCGGUCUGUAUUGCCAUGUCCUGAAGCGCGCUGGAUUUGCUAAAGGCAUGUCCUACGUUGAAGCCCAUGGUAUAGGCACUCGUGCCGGGGACCCUGUCGAGAUGGGUGCCAUAAGUCAAAUACUAGGCGAAGGCCGUAGAGCUACUACACUGCAUGUUGACUCUCUGAAGGCUAAUAUCGGGCACUCUGAGGGUACGUCUGGCGUUAUCCCACUGAUCAAGGUCUUGCUCAUGAUGCGGCAUGGAAUGAUCACACCACAAGCUGAUUUUAGGGACUUGAAUCCAGAUAUACAGCCUCUUGAGCUUGACGGGCCCGUAAUCUCAAUGACACAUCAAGACUGGACCGACAGAAGACGAUUAGCCUUGGUCAACAGCUACGGGGCGUCUGGGAAUAAUGCCGUUGCUGUCGUUGCCCCCCCACCAUCUCCAUCGACCUCAACCAGGAUGGUGUCUGGACAGUCAGCAUCAGGAGCACGCCGACAGGCUGCCAUAGCAUCUCCUAAGUUCCCCUUCGUUAUUUCCGCUGCGUCUUACACCAGUCUGACUUCUCAUUUGAAAAGGUUGAAUAGUCAGAUACAAGACGGCGCCAUAACUAGCCCAAUACACGACGUGGCGUUUACACUGGCGACUAAACGAAAUCGUCAACGCCAGCAUUUAUUCUGCACAACAGCGGAAUCUUCACCCCAACCUGUCGUAUUGCUCUUCAGCGGACAGAACGGCAAUACGGUGCCGUCAAUCCCGACUCUAUACAACAGCUCGGAACCUUUCCAGAAACACCUAAAUGAGUGUAAUGAGGCCAUUGAGCUGCUCAAUUUGCCCAGUCUGUUCCCAGCCGUGUUGCAAGGACUCCAAGGUGAAAGUGAUCUUAUUCUCCUCCAUACUGCCAUGUUCGCCAUUCAGUGCUCGAGCGUCUGCGGUCACUCUUUCGGAGAGUGGGCAGCAGCAACAGUCUCAGGAGUCAUGACGCUCAAGGAGGGAAUGAAGGUCGUUACAGGAGACCGAGGCCAAGACCAAGGCCUCAACGUCUUCGUGCCCGUUGGUGGAAAGGACCCAACCGCGUAUCUGGCAGAGGUCAAGGUUGACGUAUUCGGCAGCGAGCAGCAAGAAGCCACACUGGACGAUCUAGGAGCGGAUUCACUUAAUGGUCCCGAGAUAGCAGCCAACCUGUCUAAUCGGUUCAACGCGAGAAUUUCGAUGGACGAUUUCGCCAAGGCUACUGACGUUGCUUCUCUUUGUGCUCUAGUCAGCAUGAUAUCUCAGGAUGGGGACCUCGAGGCUAGUCAUGCUCUCCGACUGAGCGAUCAAGUGAUGCACAGGAUAUGCGAGAUACUCCGUGAUUCGCUCGGUCUGGAAUUAAGUGACAUAAAACCCGACUCGAAGCUCGAGGACCUAGGGAUUGACUCUUUUGUUUCCGUCGAGAUCAUUGGUAACCUAAAGGAAGCGUUCAACACCGAUAUCACGUCAUCAGAGUUUGCUUCAGCGACUGAUUUGGCGUCUGUUUAUCAGCUGGUGACCGGACUGCUGAGCAGUUCUCGGUCGUCAAGCACCUCGCCGGGACUCUCAACACCAGACGCAUCAGCAAAUAACGGCUCCGAGUCAUUUCACAACGCCUUUCUUCAGGUCCGUGGAAGCUUUGACUACCACGCCAACGACACCAAAUUCACUGGUUACUGGGAUCUUGCCUAUCCGCAACAGUUGAGCGUUGUGGCGGUAUUUAUUAUUGAAGCAUUCGAAAAGCUCGUCUGCGCUUUGUGGCGCUAUAAGGAAGAGGAGAAACUCUCUGAUCUAGGUGCAAUACUCCCCAAGUACCAGAGAGAGUUAACUCGACUAUGGGAUAUAUUGGCAGAAGCUGGAGUUGUCGAGAAAAGUUCGCUUGCGUCUGCUUACGACCUGGAUGCUCUGCUUGGAUCGUACCUGGCGGAAUAUCUUACGGGCCAGACUGAUUCUAUUACUACUCUCUUUAGCAGCAAUGCAGGCUGCGCGCUCCUUGAGGACUUUUACGCCAACGGACCCGAUCUCCGGGCCACUACGCAGAUUCUAUGUGACUUGAUAGAAGCAGCAAUACGCAUAAAUGCCAUGACCGGGUCCGAUGGAGAGCUUUUUCGCGUGUUGGAGGCAACUGGGUUACCUUUCACCUAUACCUUCACCGGUGUCUCUGUAUCACUUGUUGCACGGGCCAAGAAGUCACCGCUGUUCCGAAGCGUGCCUGAAAUGGACUUUUACAAGCUAGACAUCGAGGAGGCACCACCUGCGAACCUCCUUGGUUGUUACCAUCUUUUCAUAUCUAGCAACUGCUUGCAUGCCCCACGUGACUUGAAAUCCAGCCUACUGCAUAUCCGCCAGCUCUUGCGCCCUCGCGACGGGUGUCUGGCCUUGGUCGAGCUGACUCAGAAGCAGGCUUGGUACGACCUAGUUUGGAGUUUUUUAGAUGGUUGGUGGCUGUUUGAUGAUGGUGGUACUUACGCUCUUCAGAGUCCAUGGGCUUGGGAGCGCUAUAUGCGUGACGCGGGCUUCUCUCAUGUGGACUGGUCAGAAGGCGUCAGCCGUGAGUCGCGAGGGGUCUGUGUCAUCUGCGGUCUAGUUGCCGAUCUUGAUCAGCCGUGUCCCAUCCAAGCCACAUCAAUGCUCUUACGAAACCCAAUUCUGUUCCUCACCCAUCCUCGGAUUGUAGCCAUAACCUCUUCUUGGUCCCUAUUGGCUGUGGGUCUGGCGCCGUCUUCAACCCUCUCGCCCCUCGGCUGA
Messenger RNA from Fusarium subglutinans, 3390 nucleotides. RefSeq names its product polyketide synthase. The record is from RefSeq and is a predicted model, not a curated record. The transcript has 8 exons. Bases 1 to 3390 code for a protein of 1129 amino acids. Gene Ontology annotation, molecular function: fatty acid synthase activity. NCBI's taxonomy places the organism in Eukaryota, Fungi, Ascomycota, Sordariomycetes, Hypocreales, Nectriaceae. Gene Ontology annotation, biological process: secondary metabolite biosynthetic process; fatty acid biosynthetic process.